UUUGUUCGUGUCGUGUUUGGUUUGGUUUGUAAAAACUUGAUGCAGCUGGAAAAGUUUAUCUAAAAAUCGUUGAAAGCCUUCGCAGUUAAAAGCAAGUUGAGUAAUUCACAGCGUUGUAGGUUCCGCACAAUGUCCGAUCCGGAAAAGACACGUUCGCGACGGGAGAAACGAGAUCUCAGUGCAUCAGGCAGUCCGCCAAGUGAGCAACAACAGAGCAAAGAUAGCAAAAAGCAAUCGUCUCGGAAAAGACGCAGCUCGCGUUCCAGAUCGAGAUCUCGAUCCCGUAGUCGGGACCGAAGAGACCGACACGAUGAACGUAGAACUCAAAGACCCCGUUCCAGAGACCGCGAGCGUAAAGCGAAAACUCGUCGAAGUUUGGAACCGGGCGAACGUUCCCGCAGUAAAAGUGUGGAGAAACCACCAGCAUCAGCGGCCGCAAAACCCACAGGGAAGGAAGAAGGAGAUGAAGCUUUGUUCAAAAAUGAAAAACCGGCGGUGCGCAGAACGGUUGAUUUGCUUACGUCGAAAACGGGUGGCGCUUACAUUCCGCCCGCUAAGCUCAGGAUGAUGCAGGCAGAAAUUACAGACAAAACAUCUGCUGCGUAUCAACGAAUCUCCUGGGAAGCAUUGAAAAAAUCCAUUCACGGUUACAUCAACAAAGUUAACGUGGACAACAUUGGAAUUAUUACCAGAGAACUGCUGCGGGAGAACAUCGUUCGCGGGCGUGGGUUGUUAUGCCGUUCGAUUAUCCAAGCACAAGCAGCAUCACCAACCUUCACACAUGUCUAUGCCGCUCUUGUAGCGAUCAUCAACUCAAAAUUUCCAAACAUCGGAGAGCUGCUGUUGAAACGAUUGGUAAUCCAGUUUAAACGAGGUUUCCGGCGGAACGACAAAAGCAUUUGUCUUUCGGCGUCACGUUUUGUGGCCCACCUGGUUAAUCAACGUGUGGCACACGAAAUUCUUGCGCUGGAAAUCUUAACGCUGCUGGUAGAAAAUCCAACUGACGAUUCGGUGGAGGUGGCAAUUGCUUUUCUGAAAGAAGUUGGUCAAAAACUGACGGAAGUGUCCGGAAAGGGAAUUAAUGCGAUCUUCGAGAUGUUAAAAAACAUUCUGCACGAGGGUAAGCUCGAUAAACGGGUACAGUACAUGAUUGAGGUGGUGUUUCAGGUUCGCAAGGACGGCUUCAAGGAUCAUUCGGCCGUGAUUGACUCACUCGAGCUAGUCGAGGAGGAUGACCAGUUUACGCAUUUGAUUAUGCUGGAUGAGGCGACCGAUACGCAAGAUAUUCUGAAUGUCUUCAAGGUGGACAACGACUACGAGGAAAAUGAGGCGAAAUACAAAGCGAUUAGUAAGGAGAUUCUUGGUAGCGACGUUAGUGACGAUGAAGGAGACGGUGAAGGGUCGGGUAGUGGAAGUGGUAGUGAUUCAGACGAUGAAGGUGACUCCGAUGGGGGUAGUGGUGAGGAGGGAGACGGCGCACAGAAGCAGCUCAUCGUAGACAAUACGGAGACAAAUUUGAUUGCGCUUCGGAGGACAAUCUACUUGACGAUCCAUUCCAGCUUGGACUACGAGGAAUGUGCACAUAAGCUUAUGAAGAUGGAGUUGAAACCAGGACAGGAGCAGGAAUUGUGUCACAUGUUUCUGGAUUGUUGUGCCGAGCAGAGAACUUAUGAAAAGUUUUACGGUUUGCUAGCGCAAAGAUUCUGCAUGAUCAAUAAAAUCUACAUCGAACCAUUCGAACAGAUUUUCGUGGAUACUUACACCACAACGCACAGAUUGGAUACGAAUCGACUGCGUAACGUGAGUAAAUUCUUCGCCCAUUUACUUUUCACCGAUUCUAUCGGUUGGGAUGUGAUGCGUUGCAUUCGCCUUAACGAGGAAGAUACCACCAGCUCCAGUAGAAUUUUCGUUAAGAUCCUGUUCCAGGAGCUAUGCGAAUAUAUGGGUCUUGUGAAGCUCAAUAAUAGGCUCAAGGACCCGACACUGGCAGAACCCUUUUCCGGCAUUUUUCCUCGGGACCAUCCGAAAAAUACUCGAUUCGCGAUCAAUUUUUUCACCUCGAUCGGGUUGGGCGGACUGACGGAUGAACUGCGUGAAUUCUUGAAGAAUGCUCCCAAGCAGGUCGUUCAACCGGUGGCCGCUCCCGUACCGGAGGAAGAGGAUAAAGAAAGUUCAUCAUCAGAUUCUUCCUCGUCGUCUUCCGAUUCGAGUGAUAGCUCAUCGGAUUCCUCUUCCGAAUCGGAGGAUGACCGACGGAAAAAGAAAAAGGGUCGUCGCAAAGAGAGUAACGGUGGGAGUCGUCAGAAAUCAGAUCAGAGAAAUGAUCAUCAGGACCGGAGAAGAGCGAUGGAUGAUCGAGGUGAUAAUCGCCGACCUCAACAUUCUGAUAGAGACAGAGAAUCCCGUCGCGAAAACGAAUAUCGCGCGAGACGCGAUUGGGAUGAACGUGCCAUAGCAGAGCACCAGCGAUACGAUCGGGCGGAACGACACUAUUCUGAGCGGGGAAGGGAGGGAGAUAGGUCCUCUGAUAAGCAUAGAAGAAGGAGCAAGGAACGACGAUGAAUGAGAGUUUAAUCGAAAGUGACCAUUUUGAAUAUACUUUAAUAUACAAAAAUGUUAUUUUUGUAAUAGAAAUUGUGUUAAGAAAAAAAUACACUAAAUCUGGUUACUAAAGCUUUCCAGAAAUCUA
Molecule: messenger RNA, 2689 nt
Organism: Wyeomyia smithii (pitcher-plant mosquito)
Lineage: Eukaryota; Metazoa; Arthropoda; Insecta; Diptera; Culicidae
Gene: ncm
Product: pre-mRNA-splicing factor CWC22 homolog
Exons: 3
Coding region: 130-2562 (810 amino acids)
Biological process (GO): mRNA splicing, via spliceosome
Cellular component (GO): catalytic step 2 spliceosome
Molecular function (GO): protein binding; RNA binding
Source: RefSeq, a predicted model, not a curated record